UGAGAAGAGGAUCGAAGACAAGUGGGUCAUCUGUGAUUUCUGAAGGUUCUGAAUCGAUUACUUACUUUUUAAACUAACAUCUAGUACAGAGCAAAAAUCCGUAUACCAGCUUUGAUGCGCUCGCAUUUCAACAGGUCAAGUUUGUUAUUUUCUAGCGUUUUUUUAUUUUUCUCUUUGUCUUCCACGGCGCAAACGCGACACUUUCUAUUGAUCGAUGAACUGGUUCGAUAUUCAGGAUAUUACAGUCGCAUAGACCGCGUCGGCCCCACCGCCGACGCACAUCACUAUGGAGGGCGGCACGCUGUCCUAUCCGGAUGGCGGGGACCACCCGAAAUAUUUCAUUAACAAGUGCGCCGAAGAGCAGGCCGAGGUGGAUGCAAAGCAUUGCGAGGAAGAACGGGUCCAAACGCUCGAGCUGCUCACCCGGCGCAACCGCAGCAGCUCUUUGCGCGGGGUUUCUCUCGCAUUAAGCACGGCGACUGCGGCGCAAAAGGGAGAAACUGCGGGGCCGCGAGGAGGACUUCUACCGGGCGGCAAUAUUGCACCGGCGCAGCAGCAGCAGGACGUCACUACACGAAGGAAAACGCCACAUCAAUCGCCCAGGACUGCUAGUCCGCCGCAGAGCAAUCUUUUCGACAUAGAUCAAGACGAUGGUGCUGUCGACCGAUUGGAAAGUUUACGCAGGAUCAGCGACGACUUGGUUCACCUCACGGGAGGAGCAGAUGAUGAACACGUCGGCGACCAGCUGCCGUUAAUAUUGCCUCCCCUUGCCAUCGGGGACGAGGAAAGCGAAGACUCGGCUCUGCUUCGCUGGCUAUGAAAUGCAAAAGCAUCGUACUAGUAUAAAUCGCAUGACAAAUUCCCUCAGCAUGAAAAAUGGAAUUUGUAAUGCGGAUUUAGGUUAAGAUGGAGAUUUGUAAUGCAUGAUUGCGAUUACUACGAGUGCGAUACUUUUGCACAGGAUACUGGCACCGGGCGAACAAAUUGAUGUUCGAAUUUCGCAACAUCUCCUUCGAAGCAGCUAUCACGAUGAAAAAUCCCCCCUCCCCAAAUCAAAACGAAGUUUCUGAUGCUGGAUUUGCGUACACAAAUCAGGUUUGUCUUGCUGGCGAGGAUUUCAGGCCCAUAUGAAGCCUGAGUAGAUAGGUUUUGGCCUAGGCGCUUAGCAUGACAGACGUCUACGCUGUAGCUAAAACAGCAUGACAAACCGGCUGUAGAAUGCGGCGGAGCUUGUGGAGUUGCCUUCGUGCAACACAGAGACGAUUUGUGGUCACAAAUCAGCAACGCAAAUUUUCGAAAACGUGCCUUGUCAACAUGGGGAGGGGGGAUUUUUCCUCUCAAUAGCAGCUGGCUCAUCAUCUUCCUCCGGAAAGAAAACGUCAACGGCUGCAACCGGGAUAUCAAAUGUAAAAAUGUCUGGGUCUGGAAGAAUCCAAGAUUUGUGAUGCAGGUUUUCCAUGACCCAUGAGGUCUGAAAUGCGAGACCCAGCAUGACAGAUUUUUUGAGGUCUCGAUCAUGCCUUUCCUGCAUGAGAAACUCCCUCUCAACUUGGUCAAAAGCGGACAGCUUUUGGCACUCACGCAACACAGAUUUUUGCAUCAUUUAGAUUUAGCAUGACAAGUUCUAAUCUUCCAGACCCAGACAUUUUUGCAAUCCAUACGGGAACCGGAAAAGCAAAAAGCCGAAGAAACUCAUCCUCGACAAUUGCUUCGGGUGUUUCCGUAUCAAAUGUAAAAAUGUCUGGGUCUGGAAACUUGUGAUGCUGGGUGGCGUAUCAUGAGGAAGCCAUAAGUGCUGGCUCAGCAUGACAAGUUUCUGAGCUUCUAGGUGUUGCCUAUUCUGCAUGACAAACUGCGUUUUUGCAUGACAGGAAAUUGGGGCUCUUGGGUAACCUGCAUGACAGGUUUAAGAGUCAUGCCAGAGAAGCAUGACAAGUCGCGCAUUCUUCCAGACCCAGACAUUUUUACACUUGAUAUUCCGGCCCGGCGAGGUGACCGCGUUGAUCGGACCGUCGGGCGCGGGGAAGUCCAGUUUGAUGAACCUGCUCGCCGUAUGCCCAGUGAAAACUACGCUCCCGCCCCAGCAGAUUUGUGAUCUUGUGCAGAUUAUUCGCUGUAUUUAUUCUUGCGCGAAUAUAAUUUGUAUUGCGCCUGCUCGUCUCUAUGAGAUCGAGAUGCAUGAUCGUGGCCGUGAAGUAGAUUUGUGGCAUUUGUAAAAUACUGUAUUAACAGGCGUUGCCGAAAUUGUGAAGAUGCGGAUAUCGUUUCUAAUCACUACAACUAAGACCGAAGUGGUCGUGCAUGCGUCAGCACUUCUACUCUAGACUUCUGGAUUUUUCAUUUCUGUAGCAAGAUGACUAGGUGCUGGUGGGGACGCUUUUCCUGAGGAUACGCCGCGCGGGUAAAGGGGUUGGAAAAGCUCAGGAAAAACGCGGUUCGGUACGGCGAGCGCGGGGUCACCGGUCCGGAACUGCAGGACUCGGUGGCGUACGUCCUGCAAGACGACGUUUUCUUUCCGCACCAGACGGUGCGGGAAACUUUGGAUUUCUACGCCCGGCUCCGCCUGCCCCCCUCCACCAGCUACGAGCAGAGACGGGAGAACGUGGAGGAGGUGUUGCGAACCUUGCAGUUGUCCCACAUCGCGGAUCAACUGGUCGGGGACCAGAGCCUGAAAACCAUCUCCGGCGGGGAGCGGAAGCGCGUGGCCGUCGGGUGCGAGCUGAUCCGGCGCCCGACGGUGCUGAUGCUGGAUGAGCCGACGAGCGGGCUGGAUUCGUUGUCCGCGUUGAAACUGCUGGUGUACCUGAAAGAGAUCGCGGUGGCGCAGCACGCGAUCAUCGUCUGUACCCUUCAUCAGCCGGAGGCGCAGGUUUGGGACCAGGUGGACCGGGUGCUGUGCAUGCGGGAAGGCCGAGUCUUGUUCCAGGGCUGGACGCGGGAGACCAGCGGGCUCGAUCGGGGUCUCAGUCCGGCGGGGCGGGAAGAUGAGACCGCUAAAGAACUUGCAAGUAGCCCGAAUACAACGAGUGGUCAAAAUGGAAGUAGUAGUCCUACAAGGACUUCGAGACGAGUAGCAGCUCUGGGACGAGCUAUCAUAGAAGUAGACACAGGAGCGCCGGGAAUAAGUCCUGCGCCGUUUGGACGAGAUAAUCCAUCUCCCACCAGUGGAUCGCGCGGGCACACCAGCUCCGGUAGUGCAAAAAAGGAUCUCAGCGUCAUAUGCAACUUCCUGCAGACGAUCGGGCAUCCAAUGCCAGCUGGCUACGGCUGCAGCGAUUGGCUGGUUUAUUUGGCACAGACAGUGAGCGAUGCGGAGGCGGAUUUCAUUUGCGAGCAGACAGCGGCCGUGUUCGAAAUUAGCUUCCCACCUGUAGAUGAGGAGGAGGCGGGGAUACCUUUGAUUCCUCCACCCGAUGACGGCGACGUUGCUGCCUUGAGUUCUCCGGAGCAGAGCCUCCACGGGCGCAAGAGUGCGGCGUCCGGGAGCACUAGUGCUUUUCGCGGCUCGCCUGUGAAUGAUUCGUCUGAGAAGGACUGGAAGAUCAGCGUCACCAGCGGGCAGCCAAGAGUCUCCUCAGACCAGAACAACCGACACAUCGAGACGACCCCGCAGUCUGUGCCUAGCAGUUACCCGGCUAGAGGCAGCAACGACGCGCUCCCAGGUGGAGCCAGGGGCUCCAAUGUGCUGCACCUCCCACGACCGCGUUUUAACACGAUAAAAUCAGAAAUUCACCACCCGACCGGGUCUCGAUUGGUGCGAGCGCAGUCGACACUGUCGCAGGUGGAGUUGCAGCCAGUUAGGAAUUUGAUAAGAGCGGUAAGCUUGAUCAAGGACAACAGGAAAGUUGGCUGCCCGUUGACCGCGCUGCAGCGGGCGCACGCACAAAGACCGCGAAAUCGAAGGACGGGGUAUAAUCUCCACCAUGAACAAGAGGUCUAUCCGCGGGGACAAGGAGACACUAGCAGCCCAGAGACCGAUGAAGCAGAUGAGAGUUCGAGUACCCAUCUUCUGGCUGCGGUAAGACAUGAAGGGUCUUCGGAGCUAAAUGGGCACCGUGGGCAAGAAGAAGACAAAUCCUAUGUGCGCAAAUCCCUGCCCCCGUUCUUCACAAAUCAGUUUCCCGCGCUGCUUGCGCGCAUCCUCCGGGAGGAUUGGCGGCGAAAAACCCCGAUGCUGAUGCGGUUUCUUUCCCCGGCGGUGCAAACGGCCAUUAUGGGCGCGGUGUUUUGGCAGAUGGGCACGGACUUGUACAACGGCAGAACCGUAACGGGAGAGCAAUUGCAAACAGAAGCAGACUUCGCGUCCGCGAUCGUGAAUUUGAACGGCGCGACGUUGAACACCUACACGGUGCUGCUCUUCACGGCCGCGGGCCAACAGGUGAGUUCUUUGGGCCGGGAACGGCCAAUGUUCUUGCGGGAGUACACCAGCGGGAUGUAUUCUCUGUGGACCUACUUGCUGGUGCGGAUGAUCGCGGAAAUUGUCGUGAUGGUAUAAUAGUCUUGAUUUGCCCACCAACCUCACGUGAAAAAAAUCGAUUUUCAUAAACUUAAGUCCGCUCGGGGGGAGGAGGUUUUGCGUUCUAACGCAGAUGUUGUUGUCCACAGGCGCGGGGGUCAGCUAUUCUUGAUGUGCUGUACAACGACAUCGCUAGGUGUUAAACAGGAACAUUUUUGUAAACAAAUGAGCGGGACGAGCUGGGGCAACAAGCGUAAGUCUAAAAUGUACACAGGACGAGCAGUCAUCCAAGAACUACUUAAUAUAAUUGCGUGCAACUACACAAAUUCACUUUCAUUAUCACAGCCACUCCAAGUCGGCCUGAUCUACAUCAUCCUCUACUUCACGCUGGGUCUCUAUGGAAGCGUCAGAAUCGAAAUCGACAAAGUCGAAAAAUUUGUAAUGCAUAAGAUCGAUACCAGUUGGACCCAGGUCCUAUAGUCGGCGCAUGACAAAUUUUCCCCGCGCCGGAAGCGAGUUUGUCAUGCUGUUUAGGGCAAAAGAGCUCCCUGCUGUCAUGCUAGUCAGCAGCCCAACACUUGACCCUUGCCAGGACUAGAAUCCGCCUCCCUUGCAUCCUCUGCAAUAGAGUCGCUUUUUGUGUGGCAUUUUAUGCAUUACAGAUAAUUUCGACUUUGUCAAUUUCGAUUCUGACACUUCCAUAGUCUCGGCGCACACACCGCCCCCUGGUGGAUCAUGCUGUCCAUGUUCCUGAUAUCAUUUGUAAAAACGUCCCCACCCCAGAGUUGCAAUGCAAAUCUGCAUGCUGAAAACGUUUCUCAUGCGGAGACACAUGAGAAGCAGCCUCUAGUCGUGUUUUUGGAUUUGUGGUGCUAGAAUCAGCAUGAUGUGCUAGAUCUGUGAUGCUGCUGAACAAGCCAAACAUGAUUACACUACGAGGCCAAACUUGUCAUGCGCAACAGCAAAAGCUGACAGAUUUGUCUAGCAGAUUUUCUACCUUGACUCUGGUGUGGGGACGUUUUUACUCAGGAUACCUGACCGGUCUUGCCGGCGGCUCCAUCGGCCUCUUCCUCGCCUCCGCGACGGCCAACCUGCCCGGAACCGCGAUCGUUUGGGCGCCGUUUGUGCUCACGACGAUCCCCAACAGUUUUGCCAAUCCGUUUCGCCCCAUCUCGCAGAUUCCGAAAUUCAUAUCCUGGCUGCAGUGGCUCGUACCGAUCCGCUUCGCGUAUAACCUCCAGGGGUGGUUUUUGUUCUCCGAGCUGGGCAAGGAUCUAAAAUUCGCGGCAACGGAUCCAGCCCGGUAUCCGAUGCAAAUAUGUCUGGGGCUGGAAGGAUGCAACUUGUCACGCUAGUGCCUUCGGACUGUAAGUACAUAAAAUCUGUCUUGCAUGCGAACUGCAAAAGAGAUCCAGUUUUUGCUACGCGGAGAGGGCAUUUUUCGUCCGGUAUGGGCAUAUCGGAAAGCCCUCGCAGAAUCUGGGAUGCUAAAGGGCAUGCAACACAGACAUUAUGAGCCGUGGGUAAUAUGCAUGACAAGCCUGGCACUCAUCCAGACCACCCAGACAUACUUGCAAUGCAUACGCGGGCCGACAUCGCGAUUGCGGCGAGAGACUCCUUCUUCGAAAGUGAGUCCACUGUGUCGGAUAUCGGAUUGUAUCUAGGCGCGAUUGUGGCCUUGCUGUUUGGCUUUCGGUUGUUCGCGGGCUCUUUUCUGCUGUGCAACAGCCAGAAAAUGACGAGGUGAAGAAGGUUUUUGGAGUCGAAGCGGAAGGUUUUGCGGAUUUUGAAUAAAACUCCUGCAGUUUGGUUUGCACGACACUGUAAUUUUUUUUGUGAUCAGCUUGACGAGCGUACUGUUUAGAAUCUCGUGAAGGGGAAAUCGAGUAAAGGAGAAACAAGAAAAGGC
Messenger RNA from Amoebophrya sp. A120, 6365 nucleotides. Lineage: Eukaryota; Dinophyceae; Syndiniales; Amoebophryaceae. The record is from the annotation of a GenBank genome assembly.